Molecule: messenger RNA, 1448 nt
Organism: Medicago truncatula (barrel medic)
Lineage: Eukaryota; Viridiplantae; Streptophyta; Magnoliopsida; Fabales; Fabaceae
Product: dr1-associated corepressor homolog
Exons: 7
Coding region: 343-1170 (275 amino acids)
Cellular component (GO): nucleus
Molecular function (GO): core promoter sequence-specific DNA binding; protein heterodimerization activity; RNA polymerase II general transcription initiation factor activity
Source: RefSeq, a predicted model, not a curated record
AUUAAAAUUAAUUCCUUCGUCUAACUCGUACGAACGCAUAUUCCGGCAAAUCGACACUUCGCAGGUUUCUGUCCCACACUACCUUCGGAUCUUACAUCACACCAUUCACCCCUUCCUUUGCUUUCAAAUUUCCCUUCAAAAUUGUUACCUUCUUCCUGUUCAAUUUCCCAAUUUGAUGCCAUGAAGAAGAAGCUUGAUACUCGUUUCCCUGCUUGCAAAAAUGCAGAUAAUUGUUCAUUUGUCGCUUUUGCUGCAAAGAAGAUGCUUUAUCAAGUAUGCUUGUACAGAUGUGCCAGAAUGUUAUUUUUUAUCACAAGGUUAUAGGCUCGGAUAAAGAAGAUAAUGCAAGCAGAUGAGGAUGUUGGAAAGAUAGCACUGGCAGUUCCUGUUUUAGUUUCAAAAGCUCUGGAAUUAUUUUUGCAAGAUCUUUGUGACCGAACUUAUGAAAUAACUCUACAGAGAGGAGCAAAGACCAUGAAUGCAUUGCAUUUGAAACAUUGUGUACAAAGCUACAACGUCUUUGACUUUUUGAGAGACAUUGUCAGCAGGGUUCCUGACUAUAGCCAUGGACAUGGCCAUUCUGAGGCUGGGGCUGAUGAUCGCGCCGUUCCAAAGAGAAGGAAAGCUGCUGGUGAUGAUUGUAAUGACAGCGAUGAAGAGGCUAAGCGGAGUAAAAUGCUUGAGUUGGGCCACACUGGCAGUACUGGUAGGGGAAGAGGAAGGGGUAGAGGAAGAGGCCGCGGUCGAGGGGCUCGAACUGCAGAAAGAGAAACCUUACAUCAGCAGGUUGAAUCUGAACCUUGCACUUCUAUUCAGCAAACUAGCAAAGACGUCCCCAAUACAAGUAUGGCAAUAGAUAAUGGUUCAGAACCAAAGGAGUUAUCGAAGGAAAAUAUUGCAGCUCAUGAAGAAAGUACCCAAUCUCUCCGAAACAUUGAUCUGAAUGCCAACUUACAUGAAAACGAGGAAAAAAAUAAUACAAGCACGGAUAUACCUACUCAGGCCCCAUUGCCUGAACCUGCUGCAACAACAGAUAUGCAACAUGAAGAAAUUCCAGGUUGGUCUCUUUCUGAUGUUGACAAGAUGGCGAUUGACACACUGCAGCUUGCAGCGAAUCUUGGUAAUAGGCUAGAUGAGGAUGAGGAAGAUUAUGAUGAGGAGGAAGAGUAGCUAACACCUUAAGGUGGAAAUCAUGUCUCCGAUGCUAAAUGAAUGAUCCCCUUUUUUUCUUUGCCUGGUAUACCAAUGACCUUGUGUAGAUACUAACAAAUGUAGUUUUUUUUCUUCUUCUUAUCAGUAAUGUUAGUUUCAUGCACUUUUUAGGGUUACAAUGGAUGUUGCAGGUUACAUCAACUUUGCUAGUACAUGAUUUACUUCUUGGUAAAGUUGGAUUACCAGUUGGUUUAAUUGUUGUUUUGUUUAAGAUAUUGUCUGUCAAUGGUUUUCUA